AUGGUGUCGCCUGUUCCAGAAAUAGCACCCGAUUUCAAAGAUUCCGACACAGUUGAGUGUCUUGUUGUCAAGACGGACGUGUUCAAAAGGCUGUUCGGCUCGUACCGAGCGGGCGCUGCGGAGCCGACCUUUGAUGGAAAGCCAGACCUUCGGGCUUUUGCUUACCUGGCCCAUGUCCGCGGCGUCUAUUCUCAUGCGAUGGCAUCGACAUCGCCCGGAGACACAAAGCUAGAGUUAUCUCUUGUGCUGGGCCACAGAAUUGCGCCGUUCGGCUUGCAGCGGCCGAUCAUGAUGAUGUCCCACGUCGUCUCCCUCGAGGGCGUUGAUAAACUCGACCUUUCGAAUAAGAACCCUAUAUACAUCGGACUGCCUCUGCGUAUCAGGGAUGAUAUUUUGGCAUCUCUGACCCAAGAAGGCCAGAUUGACGGAAACGCAGAAUGGCUGCGGAGGCGAUUCAGAGAUGGUUACCUGCUGAAGCCUUACGCUUCCCUCGCCGGUGCCCCCUCCACGGUGCUAUUUCUCCGGCAUUUGAGUGCCACGCUUCCCGUCAGAACAGCGACGUCCGUCAAACCAUGGUCCAAAACUGGUGUUGACUUGGAGGUCCGGGACUCCAGGACCGAACUCGUCGACAUCACGUACCGCUCAUCAUGGCAACCCGGACGGCUCCUGGCGAUAGGCGACCCCUCCUUCAACAUUAGCUUGCUGCGACUGCGCGGUCAAAUCCAUGCCGAGGCCAGAUCCCUGGUCCGCCAGCAUGCAGUUGCCAACUUCGUCAAGAUGUCUGAAUUCACAUCCCAGCUGCCCUCCGCCGUAGCUUACGUGGUUCAAGCAAGCAACAUGGACAACAUUAGGGUUGGAAAAAGCGAAAGUAGAAAACGGUGGUGUAUUCCUUGGCCGAUCAUGGAUCAAGCAGAGGCGCCGGCCGACAUGGACAAUGUCGUCAAUAACCCUCAGUACUACAACAAGGUGCACGAUGUCACUCGUCGCUUGACCCGCGGCAAGGACACAACCUCUAGUUACAACGAGUGA
Messenger RNA from Colletotrichum higginsianum IMI 349063, 1029 nucleotides. RefSeq lists its product as uncharacterized. Bases 1 to 1029 code for a protein of 342 amino acids. The record is from RefSeq and is a predicted model, not a curated record. The transcript has 2 exons. Lineage: Eukaryota; Fungi; Ascomycota; Sordariomycetes; Glomerellales; Glomerellaceae.